This is a messenger RNA of Andrographis paniculata, 533 nucleotides long. RefSeq lists its product as uncharacterized. The record is from RefSeq and is a predicted model, not a curated record. Gene Ontology annotation, cellular component: mitochondrion; respiratory chain complex IV. The transcript is spliced from 3 exons. The coding region runs from base 50 to 337 and encodes 95 amino acids. Lineage: Eukaryota; Viridiplantae; Streptophyta; Magnoliopsida; Lamiales; Acanthaceae.
UAUAUAUUUCAAUUUUGUUCUAGAAAUUAUUUGCUACAGUAGAGCUCCAAUGGCGUUGGAAGCUUAUGCUUCGCAAGCCUCCGAUUCGAUUCACACGGAUGUUCUCUCAGAAGCACGAUUGGCUUGCUACAAGGCGCGGGACGCGUUUUAUGCUUGUAUAGAGAAAGAAUCGAACAAGAAGCCGACGGAAGUUGCCUCUGUCGGGCUACUCUACCCUGUCGAAUGCAAGAAAGCAAGGGAGGCAUACGAGAAGCAGUGCAGAUCUACUUGGGUUAAGCAUUUUGAUAGGCAGUAUUGUGCCAGGAGGAAGGUUCGAAGGCUGUUGGAUGAUAACUAGUCGAGGAGAGGUCUGUUGUCAGCUACGCAGCGUUAGGCAUUUAAACUCCCUAGUUGAUAUUAAUAUUGAUGUUGAUGUUCAAUUGGCUUCAUUUGAUAGAGUGUUUGAAUCUCAUGAUUGUCUGAGCUAUCUUGGAUAUUAUCAGAUUGACAAAAUGAUGAAUAACUGCUGUGAAUUACAUAUGUUUCUGGCGCAA